AUGUCGGAAGUUCGGGUUAGGCCCAAGCACAGACUUGUGGCCGGAAGUGUGCACAGGAACGCCUUCACAUUGGAUUACGCGCAGUUUUACCUUAGACCGGUGCCAAUUAGUGGCCAACAGCAGCAACAAACGCAGCAGCAACACCAGCAGAUAGUGCAGCAGCAAUUGCUAGCCCAACAGCAGCAUCAACUGCAAAUCCAGCAACUGCAGCAACAACUGCUGCUGCAACAGAUCGAACGGGAGUUGCAGCAGCACCAGCAGCUUCUAUACAGCCAGCGACAGGCACAGUGUAGCUACCCUCCCGUGCGGCAGCGUUGGCUCUCCGGCAGCCACUACGACUACGCCGCACCGCAGCAACUUGUGCCGCAACUGCAACAAACGCAUCCGCAUCAGCAGCAGCAACACCUGCAGCAUCUUCAACAGCAACAAGAACAGCAGCAGCAGCAGCAAUACAGUUACUAUUUCAGUCGGGGAAGCACCAGCACCAGCUCCGGCCUGGGUCUGGGACUGGGCCUGGGCUUCGGUCUGGGCAGCGGCAACCUAGCCAGCUGGUACCAUCUGCCCUCCACGUCGGCGCACAUCUACAUCGGGACAACCAGCAGCGGCGGCGCAGGCACAACCCCGUACCCAUAUCCGUACCGCGGACUGGGAGCCUAUUCCGGCGGCGGCUAUCCUGCAGCGGCUUUGAUCAACUUUGAUGCCUCGCCCACUCCACUACUAGCAUCAGCUGGGACUUCGCCUGGCUAUCUGCCGCCGCUCCCUGUGCCGGCAGUCCUACCCCCGCCGCCCCCGGCGCCGAGCGUAGCCACCGACUACUACUUCAGCAGCCGGAGCACGCGCACGCUUCCACCGCAACCAACAGCGGCAACGGCAAUAGGAGCCACCACAGGAACAGCAGCAGCAGCAGCAUCGGCAGCCAGACUAUCGCCGUUCCAAGAGUACACGGCUAACGCGGCGGAGGAGCUGCAAGCUGGCUAUCGCUACAAGGCCACGCCCCGAAGGCGCUACGACGCCUACGACAACUACGGCUACCUGCCGGGCUUUGCCAGCACAACCGAAGACGAGGAGGACCUACUCGACGAGUGCUUGCCGGCGGCCCUACUCUCCACGGACUGCGACAGUCUCGAGGAAGUGCGCUUUCUACAGCACCAGGCAGAGGAGGACGACGACGAGGACGACGAGGAGGUUGCCACACAGUUGGCACACAUUCUUGACCUGCCCGAUUUUUUGCAUCCUUACGGCGGCGGCGCAGGCGGCAGCAGCAGGGGCAGCAUACACAGCCACAAGACGCCGCCGCAACACGAAUACCAGACGGAGCACGGCUCAGCCGCAGCCGGAGGGGGAGGGGGAGCUACUACAGGCGGAGGAGGGGGCGUGGGCGGCACGGAAGGAGGAGGCAGCAUCAGCGGUGGUGGCGUCGGUCAGUCGCAACGCGAGACGGUUGAGCAACGCUAUCACCAAUACCAGUACCAGCAGCAGCAUCACCACCAGCAGCAGCAAUUCCACCAUCAUCAUCAUCAGCAACAGCAACAACAGCAGCAGCAGCAGCAGUUCCAACAGACCCCGCAGCAAUCGCAGGGACAUCAGCAACAGGCGUACCACUCGUACCAAUAUCCAUCGCAGGACAGCUGCGAAGGCUUCAACCACUUCGCCAACGACACCAGCAGCUGUCUGGGCAACCAAAGAAUGAUGGUUAGCAAAUUGUGGAACAGCUGCUUCCCGGAGUUCACGCCGGACCAUGUCCAUCGGCACAACUUCUAUCUGUGCCAGUGGCAGCGGAACACGCAGGUGCGCAUUGUGUACCUGUUCUAUCGCUGGAUAACGGCCAUCACCUGUUUGGCGGCGCUGGUAUGCUCCCUGCUGGACAUAGGGCGCACCGAGGAGCACUUUGAGCAUCACUAUGCCAAGUGGUGGAUCUAUCUGACCCACUGGGGCCUGCUCUUCUGCACGGUGCAGGCCUGGCUGGCCGCCUGGAUAGUCACCCAGGGUAUGAUGGUGGAGCGCGAGGACUUUGAGAUCGUGCGCCAAGCCAAGAAGAGUCGUCUGCAUCACCUGUACUGGGUGCUCUACACCUGUGCCACUGUCUAUGCCUUCAUUGUCACCAUGUGCUAUUGGCUGCUGGUCCACAAUUCAGAAAUCCACAAAAUUGAUACUUUGAACAUUAUGGUGCAUGUGCUAAACUCGAUUAUAAUGCUCAUUGAUUUGGCCAUUGUUGGGCAUCCGAUUAAGAUGAGCCACGCCUAUUUUACCACGGGCAUUGGACUGGCGUAUGCCAUAUUCACUGGCAUCUAUUUCUUGGCCGGCGGCACAGACAGGAAAAAUCAAACUGCCAUCUAUCCUAUGAUGGACUGGACCAAGCCGGGCAAGGCCAUUAUUGUUACGGCCUGUGCCAUAAUCUUCACUUUCUUUGUCCACUUCUGCUGCUACCUACUGUACCGGGGACGGGUCUGGCUGUUCACCAAGCUCUGCAUUCGGGGCCGCCACAAUCGGGACGGGGAGAUGGGCGAGGGUCUCAACGAUGACUCGGGCUCUCGCAUGGGCGGAGGAGGCGGUGGUGGCACUGUGGGCGGUACUGGAGGCGGGUUCAGUGGUUCGGUGGCGGCCGCUACUUCUGUGUGUGUUGGCGCCGGUGGCAGUAGCCAGGAUUAUGCCCACCAGCAGCAAUACCCCAUUCCGCAUACGGAGCAGCCGCGGGCCGGCAAUCAACAGCAGCAUCAGCAGCAGCAGCCGCCAGCCAACUACCAGGCUCCGCCUCAGUACUCUGGCUACCUGCAGCAGCCCGUGGUUGCUGGCGUCAAUGUGGGGGUGAUCAGUGCGGAGGGAGUGUAUCAACCGAUUGGCACAGAUUCCGGACGAACCAGUGGUGGGGGCGGAGGCGGUGUAGGUGUUGCCGUGGCCGAUGGUUCCGGGAAACACAAGUCUGCUUCUGGCUCUGGUUCGGGCUCGGGGUCGGGCUCGGCAUUGACGCGCACCGUAGCCCACUUAGAUGCGUCGCAGCGGGAGCAGUUCCUUAACCCCAACAAGAUCGUCGAGUAUAAGAUGUAAAGGCGUUGCACCCGGCACCGGUAUACGUUCCACUUGUCCAUGAAGUUUUUGGAGAAGCACUGUGCCCAGUGCGAGGCGACGCGCAACGCCAUCAGCGAGGAGCAGCGCCACCUUGCUGAUGGCGGGGGCGGGGGCGGAUUCGGGCACAGUGGUUAGCUUUAGAGUUGCUUUGAAGUUGCUCAAAUCAAAUUCCCAACUAGGUAUCUGCCAGAUCAGAUCGGAUCGAAUCAGUAUUGCACUUGGUAUUGUACGGCAUUGUAGUUUGUAAACGUAGUUUCGUAAUUUUGUAAAAGCUUUGCCAGUUUUUUUUUAAAUGUGUAGACUCGUUCUGUCUGCUAGCGACUUGAAGGAGGAGUAGGAGUGCUUGUCGACCAUAAUAUUGAAUAAAUUUAGAAUAUUAGGGAUAUUCCUUUAGCAACAUCCCCUUACGAUAUCCCCUUGCGAUAGCUGGGGGGAUAUCCGUAUUGUAGUUGCUCCUGGAUGCUGGAUGCUAUAUGCUGUAUGCUGGAUGCAAUUUCCAACAAUUUUAAACACUUUGAAUGGACUAAGUUGAACAUGGAUAUGUUACAACUCAUACUAGUAGCACCUUAAGUUAAAGCUCAGUUAUAUUUAUACCUUAAAAUGCAUCAAUUGUGUUCAAGAUUGUCGUUCCACAAAUAGUUACAAUACGUUCGGCCCAUACUCCUUAUGAAGAACAACAAACAACCGAAAUGUCAAACACAUACUGCCUAAAAUUAUGUUGCUUAAGUAAUUUUUACAUAGUUAAUUUCCCAUUUAUCCGCCUAAAUUUUAUAUAUCGGUGCAGGUGUAAAGCAAGUACACAUGCACAUGAUCAGUGGCCCCAAGAUCAGCCAGAGUCGGACAACAAAUUAUUGCUAAAAUAUUUCAAUACAAAAAUUAUAAUAGUUUUUGUCUGCUCUUGGGGAACACUGUGCAUGGACUUGGACUUGACAAAUUUAAUUGGCAGUUUUAGUGGCGCAAAUAUAGAGGAUGGGAGGAGUAAAGUUUAACUUUAAGAUAUGCUUGGCAUUGAGUUGCUUAGUGUUUAGUAAAUUAAUCAAAUAAAAUACAUUAUUUCAAUGGAUGUUUUCCGCGCAAGCACUACGCUGCAAAAAUAACUCUACGAUAUAAAGCACGACCGAAAAAUAAUAAAAAAAAAGAAUAUAUGUAUAUCUAUAUUUUAGCAUAAAAUGUUGAAAGUAAAUAACUAGGACCUAUACUUUUUGCUCAGAACAAACAAAGAAACAAACAAAUUAACGAAAUUACUGUACCUAACGAGGGGCUCAGAAUGAUUUCAGUUUUUCUGUUUUGUUGGUUUCUGUUUCUGUGAACCAUACGGACAGCACCAUUACAGCAUUAUACUAAGUACCCUAAGAACCCAAAAAUGCAAACACUUAGCAAGUGAUUAGAGUUACAGUCAAAUGGAAAUGGAAAUGGAAAUAUGGAAGUACCCAUACUCGUACGUAUAUGUACGUAUAUUUAUGUGUAUGUAAAUAGUUGUUUUCAUAUAUGUUGAGCGAAUUCUAUCUAUAUUCAAAUGCAUAGGCGACCCCCAAUGACGGGAGGGAAGCUGUUGAACAAUGAAAUCAAAUCUCGUAUAAAAGUGUAGUCAACUUAAACCGAAAUGCAACAAUGAAACGAAAACCAAAACCAAAAACCAAAAACCAAAAACCAAAACCAAAAUCAAAUGCAAUGAAUAAAACUCGUCAAGAGGAAUGUGUUAACAAGCAAAAGCAAAACCAAAUACAAAUGCAAAUACAAAGCAUAUUUAACUAAAUAUACAGAAGUCAAAGUGCAACCAAAUACGAGUAGCAUCCCCUAGCUAUACAUACUCGUACAUACACACAUACUUAAAAUAAAUAAAUAAAUAAAAAAAACAAAUAAAAACACACACGAAUACAAAUGCAAAUACAAAUACAAAUACAAAUACAAGAAUGUAAAGCCUAGUAAAGUAAUGCAAUUAAUUUUUGAUAGAUUUACAUAAACAGAACGCUCAUAGCUCAUAUUCUAGAGACCUCUCACACAGAAGCAGAACUGCAGACAGAUCGGAUCCUUAGCAGAUCUCCAGGAUGCUUUGUUUGAUGUUUGAUGUCAGCAUUUUGAUGUUAUUUUUUUCCCAGUUUCUUUUUAGAUAAAUUUAACCAGUUUUGGUUUAGGUUUUUAGCAGAACUGAAAAUGUGCUUCGUUUUCGUGUCAGUUUCCCUCGCCUCGUUUCUCCCAAUUUGUUUUCCAACAUUUAGCAUAAAUGUAUAAAUGUAUGUUUAUAUAGACUGAAUAUUAUUAAAAAAAGAAGAAAAUCUAACAAAAAAAAAUAAUUAAAAAAUAUAUAUAAAAGAAGCGAAUAAACCUUUUUGGAAUGUGUAAAAAUAUAAACAAAAACUAAAGCCAGAGUUCAUAUUAACCACAACGUAAAACAGUAAGCACAUAUCAAUAAUUAAACAAGAUCAUUCUUAAAUGAAAAUUAAAGAAAAAGCAAGCAAAAGAUAAAUUAAAUUAAAUCAAAUGAAUUAAAUUAAAUUAAACGGAAAGCAAACGUUUCAAAGUAAACAAAUUCAAAGUUGACCUCAUCAAGAAUCACCAAACACCAAACAAACCGAAAUGUUUAAACUUGCAUAAAGAAAUAUGUAUGUGUAAAUGUUAAACAAUCAUUACAAUACGAAUACGAGUAUAUGUACUAUAUGCAGAAUAUAUUUAGCAAAGAGAGACAAAUUCAAAUAUUAUAUUUUGUAGAUUUUUAGUAAACUAGAAGUGAGUGAACGUGAACAUGGACAGCAUAUAUCUAAAAUAUAUACCCCCUGUAUACAUACAUACAUACAGUACAUACAGUACACACAUCCCUGCAUAUACAAUACAUAGUAUAGACAUGUAGCUCUCUGUACCCGAGGCGAGAGUUUGUUCUGAAGUUGUUGGGGAAACAAACGAGAGAAUGGAAAAGCUUUAAGAAACCCAAAUGGUUGGACGAAACAUUUACACGCUCCAAUAAAAGUUGAUUUAAUUGCUCAAUCGGAGUCAUCCAUUGGCUCAUCCAUGGACGGCUGCUCAACAGGGGACGAGCAUUAGUAGAUGUGAGGAGAUGUCAGGCAUUGAUGCGAGUAUACAAAACAAAUCAUUCACUCAACUGUUAUUAACAAGAGCACACAAAAAUGAAAAUUUUAAUAAGCUGCAUGCGGUCGUGGAUUGCGAAGGAGAAUAAAUUAAAUUUCAACGUACGAGUAAUAGUGAAAUCUACGAGUAAGUAACUAAAACUAAAUUAACAACCAAAUGCAAAAGAAAAACCACAACAACUACAACAAGCAAGCAAAUUGUUUACUUCAAAAGUACGAGUAUUUCUGCGCAUUUAAGCAAAAUCGUAAAAAACAAAUGGUUCAACAUUUCCAAUUAAAUGUGUCGAAAUUUUGUUAACCAAUUAAAUACGAAAACACAUUCAAAUUAUAAACGAAACAAGAUUUCAAUGAACAACAACAAGCUAAAAAAAAACAAAAACAAAAUUCGAAAGGAAAACUAAUAAAAUCGUUAGAAAACGCAUGAAAAUGUUAACGCUAAUGAUGGAAGGGAAAGGCAUUUUAAAGGUACAAUAUGUAUUACCAACAAGAAGAAACAGAAAAGUAUAACUCGAAAUUCAUUAGAAAACGUACAACGUGUAUGUGUAUGUAUAUGCCCGUGUACGUACAGGCAUCAUAUAUAUUAUUAUUAACUAUUAUUAUGUAUUUGAAAACAAAGAAUUGUGAAUUAGUAUUAAACCAACAAAAAUGGCAAACAAAUGGUGGUAAAUAAAGAAUGUAAAAGGUAAACAAAAA
Messenger RNA from Drosophila pseudoobscura, 6842 nucleotides. It is a transcript of the gene hbt, whose product is annotated as headbutt. The record is from RefSeq and is a predicted model, not a curated record. The transcript is spliced from 6 exons. Lineage: Eukaryota; Metazoa; Arthropoda; Insecta; Diptera; Drosophilidae. Gene Ontology annotation, cellular component: membrane. The coding region runs from base 1 to 3045 and encodes 1014 amino acids.